AUGCUGGCCAAAUCAAAUUGCAAUUUAUUGACAGAAUAAAUUUUUAUAAUCUAAAUUUUAAUGAUGUCACUAAAUGAGCAUUCUAGAGAACUGUCCCUCUCAAGCCCUAAGUUCAAUAUGAAGUAAGUGGUGAAGAGUUUGAACAAGCGCAAUUAAAUUUUGAUGAAUUAAGAAGGAAUGAUGAGGAGAAGGUUUAAUUCAAUGCUGUAGAGCAAAGACUUCUAUAAAUGAAAAGAACGCAAGGUAAGCUUUGGUGCAAGGAAAGAAAGUGAGUAUCGACAAUGGAAAUAAUAUAAAAAUUUAAGAGAUCGAAAAGAAAGGGGAUGAAAAAAAUAGUAGAAAUUGGAAGAAGCGAAAAUUUGAUCUUAUUAGGGUAUAUCAUGUAAAGAAUAAAAAAGUCGUAAAAAUUAUUUCACAAUUAAAAAUAGGUAUCAAAUAUUAUCAUAAAAAAGAAUAUUAUUUUGAAUCCUCAUAAAUAAGGUUGAUUAUGAAGCAUUCUCAUGUAAUUAGUAUUAUUAUUAUUUAGCUAUUAAAAGCUGUAUUAUGCAUCACAUAAUAUAAUUUUGAAAUUUAGGAUUAUUUAUUAGUUCAAAAUCAAAUAAAUGGACUCUCUAGGAAAUAUUUUGAAACCAGCAAACUCAUUUUAAAUAUUUUUGGGUUGACUAUCCUUUUGAAAAGUUGA
Paramecium octaurelia is the source of this 682-nucleotide messenger RNA. NCBI's taxonomy places the organism in Eukaryota, Ciliophora, Oligohymenophorea, Peniculida, Parameciidae. The record is from the annotation of a GenBank genome assembly.